Messenger RNA from Neltuma alba, 1672 nucleotides. RefSeq names its product chitinase domain-containing protein 1-like. Gene Ontology annotation, molecular function: oligosaccharide binding; chitin binding. The record is from RefSeq and is a predicted model, not a curated record. Gene Ontology annotation, biological process: carbohydrate metabolic process. Lineage: Eukaryota; Viridiplantae; Streptophyta; Magnoliopsida; Fabales; Fabaceae. The coding region runs from base 179 to 1471 and encodes 430 amino acids. The transcript has 8 exons. Gene Ontology annotation, cellular component: endomembrane system.
UAGAUUAAGCGCCCAUUACAUGACCAAGAUUGAGCCCACGGCUAACGCUUUCCUCUAUAUUUGUAACGACGUCGUUUCAGAGCGAGGGUUCAGAGUUCAACGCGAGAGUUCGGCGCGCUCUUUAACGUCCUAGUCAAAGCUGCGGCCGGGCAAAGAGGCCGAGCCGGUGAGUUCCGACAUGGCCAAGAAACGAGAACGCCGAUCCGCGCCGGGUUCAGCUAACCGCGAUAACCAAGCUGAAUCGUCCACCCGACGCGAUAACCGGGGUGAAUUGGCUUCGGGUCGCAAACUCGUUCCCUUCUUGGUCCUCUUCUUCAUCGCAUCUUCCACCAUUUCCGUGAUCGUGUACCGGUUUAAGUACUCUCCUACCCGCUCUAGAGAAUCGGAUGCACAUCAACAAGAUGUUAUGAAAGCCGAUUUAAGUUACCAAGCUGUGCUGACUGAGAAUUCGAAAGUAGAAAAUACUUCCCGGCGGCACUAUGGUUAUCCUGUGCUUGGCUACAUUACUUCAUGGAAUUCCAAGGGUUACGAAUUGGCAAAACGUUUCAACUCUAAGUUCACACAUUUAUCACCUGUUUGGUAUGAGGUGAAGAGCCAACAGGCUGGCUUAGUUCUGGAGGGAAGACAUAAUGCUGACAUAGGAUGGAUCUCAGAGCUUAAAAAUAUAGGACACGCUUUGAUUUUGCCUAGAGUUGUCUUGGAAGCAUCACCCUUGGAGCUGUUGACAAAGAAGAAACAAAGGAACAAAGCCAUUAACCUUAUGGUAACAGAGUGCAAGGAAAUGGGAUAUGAUGGUAUUGUCUUAGAAUCUUGGUCAAGAUGGGCAGCUUAUGGGAUCUUGCAUGAACCAAGCAUGCGAAAUUUGGCAUUGCAUUUUAUAAAGCAGCUUGGAGAAGCUUUGCAUUCUGUGUCUGGCAAAGAUAAUGGGCAGCAGUUGCAGUUGAUAUAUGUCAUGGGCCCACCAUCUUCGAAGAAGCUCCAAGAGCACGACUUUGGUCCAAACGAUCUUGAGAUCUUGAGUGAAGUUGUGGAUGGAUUUUCAUUGAUGACAUAUGACUUCUCUAGUCCUCAUAACCCUGGCCCUAAUGCACCAUUGAAGUGGAUUCAAUUUACCUUAAGUCUGCUUCUUGGCACCCCUGGCCAUAGAGCCCAGAGGCUCGCUAACAAGAUACUCCUUGGCAUAAACUUCUAUGGAAAUGAUUUCUCCCUUUCCAGAGGUUCAGGAGGGAGAGCUAUUCUCGGAAGGGAUUACCUUUCACUGUUGGAGAAGCACAGGCCUGUACUGCAGUGGGAUGAGAAUAGUGGCGAGCAUUUCUUCUUCUACAUUGAUGACGAGGAUAGCAAGCGUGUUGUGUUCUAUCCAUCUUUAAAGUCAAUUUCCUUGCGCCUGGAGGAAGCCCGUUUAUGGGGAUGUGGUAUUUCAAUCUGGGAAAUUGGCCAAGGUUUAGAUUACUUUUUUGAUCUUUUGUGAAAGCAACGAACAGCAGGUUUUAAUAUUGCUCAUAGGCUUGAGCUCCCCCCCGGGGGGGGGGGGGUUUAAAUGGCUUUGUUAUUUGGUGACUGCGCUUGUCCUUGAGAGCUGUGUUCUUAUCCUUCCAUCUUGGAAAUUUUUGGACUCGAGAGUUCUGUUCCUUGAACGAUCUCUUUUUUAAGUUUUCACCUUUUAGUACUA